UUUUAUGCCCCCUGGUGUUCUUUUUGCAAACAAUUGGACCCUGUCUGGCAUGAGAUUGGAUCAGAACUCCGCAGUCUUGGUUCUCCGGUUCGUGUCGGCAAAUCAGAUGCUACAGCCAACCCUGUUUUGGCCAAAGAGUUCAAAGUCCGAACUUAUCCUGCCAUUCUCAUAUACUUCUACCAAAGUUCUCCUCACUGCACUGCAGACUCACAUGGUCUUCACACUGAGCAGCUCGGUUUUCUCUCCAGGUUAAAGAACAAUGUAAAGUACAACUAUCCAGGAUCAAGAACCAAAGAUGGAAUCCUGGACUUUGCAGACCGGGUUUCAGGGCCACUGGUUCGUUCUCUAAGCAGCACACGCCUCUUUCAACAUGCCGUCAGCCGCCACAAAGUCCUGGUUCUUUAUGUGGGAGCAACGUCAGAGCUCAAGGCAAAUGUGACGGCUACAGCAGAGGAACUUAUCAUCCACACAUCCUUCUUCUCAGCCAGCAGAGAGGUCCUGCCCAAGGAGCUGACCCUUACCUCUUUACCAGCUGUGCUGCUUUUUAAGGAUGGGACCUACUUAACCUAUAAUGAGGAGCAGGACGGAGACCUGAGGUCGUGGAUCCAGAGAGAGCGCUUCCCGCACUUUUCUCUGAUUGACAGUUACACUCUGUACGCCAUGGGGGAGUCAGGUAAACUGGUGCUAUUGGCUCUGCUGGAGGAGAGACACCUGUGUGCAGAAAGCCUGAAGUUCAAGCGGCUGGUGGAGAAGGUAGCUACAGAGCACAAGGAGAAGUACAGCAGGAAGUUCUACUUCGGCUUCAUGGAGGGCAGCGACUACAUUGACGGACUCAUCAUGGGCCAGGCCGUGGUUCCCUCCUUCAUAGUGGUCAACCUGUCCAGUGACACCUUCUUCCUACCGCCCGGCCCCAUAGAGACAGAGCUCCAUCUGCUCCACUUUCUGGACGGUGUCCUGGACGGCAGCAUGGAGAGUCUGGGAGGAAACGGCUUCUCACAGCGCAUCAGACGCUUCGUCUAUGAGACCAGGAUGACGUUAAUGCCGGUGUUCAGGGAUGCUCCGGUGCUCGGCUGCUUCCUGGUAGGCUUCCCUCUCAGCGUGGGCUGCAUCUUCUGCUACCUGUGCAUCAAGAACAGACCCAGUUCGCAGGACGACGCCUCGGAGGAGGAGGAGGUUCCUCUGCUGGCGCCAUCACUGCAGCGACAGAAGAAAGGGACAGACAAGAAGUGUGACUGAGUGGCUGCAGCAACAUGUAGAGCACCGAACCCGGUCCUGUCUUCAAACCUGCAUAGGAUGCUCUGG
This is a messenger RNA of Cyprinodon variegatus (sheepshead minnow), 1302 nucleotides long. Its product is annotated as protein disulfide-isomerase TMX3-like. The transcript is spliced from 13 exons. NCBI's taxonomy places the organism in Eukaryota, Metazoa, Chordata, Actinopteri, Cyprinodontiformes, Cyprinodontidae. The record is from RefSeq and is a predicted model, not a curated record. Gene Ontology annotation, biological process: peptidyl-cysteine oxidation. Gene Ontology annotation, molecular function: protein disulfide isomerase activity. Gene Ontology annotation, cellular component: endoplasmic reticulum. The annotation marks the transcript as partial.